This is a messenger RNA of Myotis davidii, 324 nucleotides long. Its product is annotated as 60S ribosomal protein L37a-like. Gene Ontology annotation, molecular function: structural constituent of ribosome. Gene Ontology annotation, biological process: translation. Lineage: Eukaryota; Metazoa; Chordata; Mammalia; Chiroptera; Vespertilionidae. The record is from RefSeq and is a predicted model, not a curated record. The annotation marks the transcript as partial. Gene Ontology annotation, cellular component: ribosome. The transcript has a single exon.
AACCGCGCCUGCGCAGUGCGCUCCUUCCUCUCGGCUUCCAACCUGGUUCGCAGCGACGUGGCGAAACGCACCAAGAAGGUCGGAAUCGUCGGUAAAUACAGGACCUGUUAUGGCGCCUCCUUCAGGAAAAUGGUGAAGAAAAUUGAAAUCAGCCAGCACGCCAAGUACACCUGCUCCUUCUGUGGCAAAACCAAGAUGAAGAGGCGAGCCGUGGGGAUCUGGCACUGUGGUUCCUGCAUGAAGACCGUCGCUGGUGGUGCCUGGACCUACAACACCACUUCUGCCGUCACAGUAAAAUCAGCCAUCAAACAAACAAAAAAAUAG